This is a messenger RNA of Vanrija pseudolonga, 5757 nucleotides long. RefSeq names its product Sensor histidine kinase TodS. Lineage: Eukaryota; Fungi; Basidiomycota; Tremellomycetes; Trichosporonales; Trichosporonaceae. The transcript is spliced from 25 exons. Gene Ontology annotation, biological process: phosphorelay signal transduction system; phosphorylation. The record is from RefSeq and is a predicted model, not a curated record. Gene Ontology annotation, molecular function: phosphorelay sensor kinase activity. Bases 228 to 5717 code for a protein of 1829 amino acids.
CUGAUCACUCUCGUGUCAGUCUCUGGCAGAGACAGCCGUCUCCCGCGACGACGAGACAACCGUCUGCUUUCAACAACACAAACACGUCUAGCACACACUUGUCUUGCUUGUUCCAGACCAGCAUUCUCACUCAGGGCGCAACGCAACACGCUAUCAGCAAGCUAGCUACCGACACACGGCCCGACAAUCCUUAUCCUGCGGCCGCCGGCCCACACCCCUUCCUCGCCAUGACAGGCAGCAGUGCCCCGCCGCCACCAAAGCCGUCGUCGCGAAUCAUUAGCGACUGGUCUCUCGAUGCGAGUCUCAAGACGGCAUCGUACCCUGGCUCUGCCGACGGGGUCGAGGCGCUCGAGAGUGGAGUCGAGAACCUCGCGCUCGAGUCACUACCCAUUGACAUGAGCCGGCUGCCCAAAGAGUAUCUCGAGGCAUAUCCGUACCCCGCCUUCGUCCUCAUCAAUGAUGUCCCCCCACGGCCGUGGGCGAACGGCCGCGGAAUCGAGCCGACAUCGGUGAUCGAUCUGCCAUUCACCCAGACGACAGCCCUAUCCCUCCCAACCUUUACGCCAGUAUGGGCCAACGAGCCGUGGAAACUGGCUGCAGAGGGCAAACCACUUCUCUCAUGUCUCUCGAUUGAGAGCGCGCGCAUGUUGGGCGAGUGGCUAUCCGGAGCCCAGGAUUUACGCGUUCGCUCCAUUUCGGGAGCCACCAGCAAUCACAACAGCAUUCCUGACCUCGACUCGCCAGAUGCCGUGCCCGAGACUUCUCCAGGAUCCGUCUCAGACGUCACCAAUACCCCCUCUCUGACGUCUGCGUCGACGCAGGACACGACUCUUUCGGGCACGCCUGCAGACCUGCUCCCUCCGCCCUCCACUCUCACCCUCGAGUUCAGCUUCCCCUCUGGCCCGCGCGUCUUCGAGGUCAUCAGGUCGACCAUGCCCGUGUACUACAGCAACAGGAAAGAGGCGUCCCAAAUUGGAACACAUACCUUUGCCGUCAUCACCAUGAUUCCUCGGCCCGGGUCUCAGCUGCUACCAAAGCAGCAGCUGUCUCCUGUCACUCCCAAAUCGGCUGGCAUCCCAGCUGUCACCAUGGUGGAGCUGGAGGACGAGAUUACAACGCCAUCGAUUCCGAAGGGGUCUGAGCUGGCUCGCUUGAUGCUCACGGGAAGACCUGAAGAACCCCGUUGGACACCAGAAUCCAACACGCCGCACGCGAUGGAGAGCCCGUCGCUCGCCAGCGGCCCCGUUCACUUCUACCGCGAUGGGAGAGUCAGAAAUAUCGUUUCUGCUACCAGUGUCAAAUCGGAGAGUGACGACGCUACUACAACGGACGUCCACGAGCUGCUCGACCGUGUCGAUUGGGCAAAGACGUCACUGGGUGCAAAGGAUGAUUGGUCUCAGAGCCUCAAAACGAGUGUUUCAAUGGUGCUCUACUACCCGCUCAAGGCCUGUCUGUGGUGGGGCAAGGACUUCACUCUGAUCUAUAAUCAGAUGUAUGCCGAGCAAGUGCCAAACCACCCCAACGUGUUUGGCAAGUCCGGUCCUCAAGCUUGGGCAGAAAUGUGGACCGUGCUCGGCCCCUUGACAGAACUGGUCCUUGGAGGAACUCCUAUGUAUCGGGAGGACGAUUUCUUUUUGUGGCGAAAAGUCGACACCGAGCCGCUCUACGAGGCGUAUCGCUCCCAUGUCUGGCUCCCGAUCCUCAAGCCAGAAGGCCAAGUCGGAGGCUUGUUCCACUCCAUGGUGGACACCACCGAGAAGGUCCUCUCCGAGCGCCGAAUGGCCGCCAUCAGAGAUAUGGGUGAACGGACCUUUGUUGCCCGCACCGUCGAGGAGUUUAGCCAAGGCGUCUUGGAGGGUAUCGAAUCGGGUUACAAGGACACUCCGUUUGCCCUCCUCUACCAUGUUGAGCCACCAAACACCUCGCAACCGAGAAAGACCUUUGCGCAUAUCAUGCCCUCGGACGAUCAGCUCGCCCCGACGCAGGUUCAGCUCCGAUACGCAGGAGGUGUAGGCGUUCCGGAAGGUCAUCCAUCAUCGCCAGCCACAACGACUGUUACGAUCCCCGCUCGAUCGAUUGAUGUAUCCAGCAGUAUCAAGGCAGCGUUUACCGACCCCGAUGCUGGUCACCGGCAUUCUUCAGCUUCAAUUGGCGGUGUCAACCCAUUUGGAAAUGCCCAGGCUCUCACCGACCCAGAGGACAUCAUCCGCGGGGCGAGCGAGCAAAAGAACGCCGGCCACCAGUGGCCCUUUAUGCAGGCCAUCCAGACUCGGCAGCCUGUGCUCGUCGAGGACUGCCGCUCCAUCAUUACUGGAUAUCCUAUCAGGGUGUGGGAUGAGUUACCAACCAAGGCGCUCGUCAUCCCCAUUGCCCAUGAUUCGGAGGAGGGCCUGCCGAAUGCGAUUCUCGUCCUUGGCCUCAACGUUCGGCGUCCCUACGAGGCGGACUACAAGGCUUUCAUUCACGGCCUUCGCCUCCAGAUUGCUUCUGGCUUGACGGCAGUGCGGUCAUACCAGGCUGAGAUCCGCCGAAUCGAAGAGCUCGCGGCGCUCGACCGGGCGAAGAGCAUGCUCUUCUCCAACGUCUCACAUGAGCUGAGAACGCCACUGACGCUUAUUGCUGGGCCGAUUGAGGACCUGGUGAACGAGAUGCCUGAUGGACCACAGCGCGAAGCGCUCAUCAUGGCUAGGCGGAAUGUGCGCCGCAUGACCCGGCUGGUAUCCAUGCUCAUGGACGCAAGCAAGCUCGAGGCAGGCAGGCUCAAGGGCUCGUUCCGCCUGGUCAACCUUGGCAUCGUCACGCGCGACAUUGUCAGCCUCUUCCGAACCGCCAUGGACAGAACAAAGCUUGAAUUCAUCGUCGACUGCGAUCUCAGCAACUGCGAGGUCUACGUUGAUCCUGAGAAGUGGGAGAAGAUUCUGUUCAACUUGGUCGGAAACGCCAUGAAAUAUACAAUGGAGGGCUACGUCAAAGUGUCUCUCCACUACACCCGCGAGGAGGCAAUCGUCGAGGUGGCCGAUACAGGUGUCGGAAUCCCAACCUCCGACCUCAGCUCUGUUGGCGAACGUUUCUUCCGCGCCGAAUCAGUAGCGCAUCUUCACGAGGGCACUGGCAUCGGGCUGUCAUUGACCAAGAAACUCAUCCAACUGCACCAAGGCACGCUGGACAUUGAGAGUAACACUGCCGAGCAGUCGGACGAUGGCAGCCACGGCUCAGUGUUCCGCGUCCACAUUCCACUUGGCCGCAACCACCUACCCCCUGAUUCCAUCGAAGACGACGUUACGACAGACAUUGUCUCCUCCUCGCGGUCCUACACCCCAGGCAUGGGCGAGGAGUGGCACAGCUGGUCCGAGGGCAGCAUGUCCGAGUGGUUUGACGCCGACGAGCCGUCGACGAACGUCAUGCCUGGUCUCGGCCCCUCGUCGCGAGGCAUCGAUCCAAGUACGCUGUACUUCAAGAAGGAAGACGUUAUCAUGCUUGUUGACGACUCGGCUGAUACACGACGAUACGUUCGGUCAAUCCUCGAGCCGUUCUGCACCAUCGUCGAGGCUCGCGAUGGCCAGGAAGCUCUCGACACAUACGACGUCAAGCCGCCCGACCUUAUCAUUGCCGAUGUCAUGAUGCCGAGACUUGAUGGCUUCGGCCUUCUGGAAGCGCUUAGGAAGGGAACGAAGGAGCAGCAGAUUGUCCCAUUCAUUCUGCUCACCGCUAUCGACGACGGCCAGUUUGAGGGUCUCCUAGCAGGCGCUGAUGACUAUCUCUCGACGCCUUUCAACGCGCGUGAGCUCGUGGCUCGUGUUCACAUGCAGCUGCAGCUUGGCAAGAAGCGCAAGACGCUGGAAACACUGUUCGACGAGCGUACUGCCGAACUGAGGACGUUAACAGAGCUGUCACCGGUUGGCAUCUUCCGAUGCACUCCAGACGGCUAUGUGUCGUACGCCAACCACGCCUGGCAUGACCUCUCUGGCUACCCUAUGGGCCAGGAGAUCACCAACUGGGGUGACUUCAUCGUGGAGGAGCACCAGGCGCGUAUCCGCCACCUCUGGGAGACAUACGUACCGUCGACCGCGCCAAGCGUAUGGGCCGAAUGGCAAUGGAACAAUGGGCGGUGGGGUGCCACACAGGUGCUCCGCCUCGACGAGGUGGUUCCUGGCUCUCCUCCAGGCUUCAUCGGCUGCUCAAUCGACAUUACCGAACGCAAGCUGAACGAGGAGAUGCAGCUCUUGCGCGUCAAGGAGGCGGAGCAACGGCGCGAAGAGGCCGAGGAUGCCAAACGCCAACAAGAACUCCUCAUCGACAUCACGUCGCACGAGAUCCGCAACCCGAUCAGCAGUCUCAUGCAGUGUUCAUCGCUCGUCAAGACCAAUUUGACGGCUCUGCAGGAAGAGCUGAAGCGCAGCAUGGAAGGGGACGACGACUUCAAGCCGACGCACCAGCUCCUUGCGACGAUCGACGACGACCUCGAGGCACUGGAGAGUAUCUACCAGUGUGCCCUUACGCAAGAGCGGAUCAGCAACGAUGUGUUGUCUCUGGGCAAGAUUCAGCUCGACAUGUUGCAAAUGUUCGACGUCGAGACGACAAUCGCCAAGCAGGCGCAAAAGGCCGUGUCCGUGUUCCAGAACGAAGCACGCAUGAAGCGUAUCGACCUGUCCAUGGAACUCGGGGAGGCGUUUGAGAAGUUGGGAGUGGAGGUGGUCUUGACGGAUCCAGUGCGACUGGGUCAGGUUGUCACCAACCUGUUGUCCAAUGCAAUCCGUUUUACGGCCACGAGCAAGGUCCGCAAGAUCAAGCUCGAGGUUGAUGUCGGUUUGGAGCAGCCGACGGAUGCGACCUGCAACAAGCCCAAGCCGUCUGGCCCUCUGCCGUCAUCUGUCGACGCUGACACACCGUUGUACCUCUAUGUGUCUGUGUCCGACACAGGCCCAGGCCUCACCGAGGAGGAACUGAACAUGCUCUUCCUGCGCUUCUCCCAAGCAUCAGCCAAGACCCACACUGUCUUUGGCGGCUCAGGCCUCGGCCUCUUCGUCUGCCGCAAGAUCACGGAGCGCAUGGGCGGCCGUAUCGAAGUGGCAAGCAAGUACGGCCAGGGGUCCACGUUCCGCUUCUUUAUCAAGGCUAGGGCAUGUCCGAUCCCCAGCGGCCCAGCCCACCCCGGCACCCCGCUGGCUGACCCGACGGCGUUCAGCUGGGACACGGAGAAGCCGCACAUCUUGGUAGUGGAGGACAACCUGAUCAACCAGACGGUUCUGAGGCGGCAACUCAAGCACGUCGGGCUGACGGUGGACUGUGUGUCGAAUGGCGUCGAGGCGCUGGACAAGAUCCGCUCGACCAUGUCGCUGGUGGAGGGGACAAGCGAACGGCAGAACCCCAAGGAGCGCGGGUACGACUGUGUCCUGAUGGACCUCGAGAUGCCGAUCAUGGACGGGUACACGGCUGCGCGGAUGCUGCGGGCAGACGAGGAGGCUGGCAAGGUGACGCGGGCGUCGAUUAUCGCGUUAACUGGAAACGCGCGACAGGCGCUGAUCAACGAGGCGAUGAAGGACUUUGACGAUGUAGUGGUCAAGCCGUACCGCUUGGACCAACUGCUGUCCAAGAUUGAGACGCUCACAAAAGGCACGAUUGACAGGGCAGGCAAGAGAGAGGUGACGAGACCUGCACUGAGAAGGAGGACGGGCGGUGUGGAGAUGGCGCCGGCGGUGCAGGCAGCGCAAUCCUAGAAUGUAUCCCUAGACGACUGUAAUAGCGGAGGGCCGCGAC